Messenger RNA from Protobothrops mucrosquamatus (brown spotted pit viper), 5151 nucleotides. RefSeq names its product neurexin 2 (gene NRXN2). The transcript is spliced from 22 exons. The coding region runs from base 1 to 5151 and encodes 1716 amino acids. NCBI's taxonomy places the organism in Eukaryota, Metazoa, Chordata, Lepidosauria, Squamata, Viperidae. The record is from RefSeq and is a predicted model, not a curated record.
AUGGCGAAGUCGGUCUGUUUGCUGGUGCCUCUGGCAUUGCUGGUGGGCUUGGUCCUGGGCCCCGGAGCCGGGGGAGCAGCCUUGGAGUUUGGGGGGGCGCCGGGGCAGUGGGCUCGCUACGCCCGGUGGGAUGCCAGUUCCUCCGGGGAGCUGAGCUUCAGCAUCAAGACCAACGUGUCCCGCGCUCUGGUCUUGUACCUGGACGAUGGGGGCAACUGUGACUUCCUGGAACUCUUGAUCUUGGAGGGUCGUUUCCGGCUGCGCUUCACCAUCUCCUGCGCGGAGCCAGCCAGCCUGCACCUGGAGACCCCCAUCAAUGACGACCGCUGGCACAUGGUACUCCUGACCCGCAACUACCGGGAGACCAUGCUGGUGGUGGACGGCGAAGCCCGGGUGGCCGAAGUCAAGUCGAAGCGGCGUGACAUGGCGGUGGAUAGCGAUCUCUUUGUGGGCGGCAUCCCGCCGGACGUCCGCUUGUCGGCCCUGACGCUCAGCACGGUCAAGUACGAGAUGCCCUUUCGCGGGAUGGUGGCAAACCUCAAAGUGGGAGACAUGCCCCCCGCCCUCCUGGGGAGCCAGGGCAUCCGCAGCGACAUGGAAUAUCUGUGCGCCAAGCAGAACCCCUGCGUCAACGGCGGGAUCUGCACGGUGGUCAACAGCGAAGUGCAGUGUGAUUGCCGCCUCACCGGCUUCCAGGGCAAGUUUUGCAGUGAAGUGAGCAAGGAACGGAACAACGGGCUGCGUCUGCACCAGCGAGAUAAGGGUACCUUAAAUAGCCAAGUAGGGUCCUUCCUGUACUCGGAAGGGGGGGCAGAGAGAACAGCCAGUGAGACCCCCCAGGCAUCAAAAGGGAAAGAGGAAUUCGUGGCGACCUUCAAAGGGAACGAAUUCUUCUGCUACGACCUUUCUCACAACCCCAUCCAGAGCAGCACCGACGAGAUCACCCUCUCCUUCCGCACCCUCCAGCGCAACGGCCUGAUGCUCCACACCGGGAAGUCGGCCGACUACGUCAACCUCUCGCUCAAGAGCGGCGCCGUCUGGCUGGUGAUCAACCUGGGCUCCGGCGCCUUCGAGGCUCUGGUGGAGCCCGUGAACGGCAAGUUCAAUGACAACAACUGGCACGACAUCCGUGUGACUAGAAACCUGCGCCAGCACGCAGGAAUUGGACACGCUAUGGUAAACAAACUGCAUUAUCUGGUGACUAUCUCCGUGGACGGAAUCCUGACCACCACCGGAUACACCCAAGAGGACUAUACCAUGCUGGGCUCGGACGACUUCUUCUAUAUCGGAGGGAGUCCCAACACGGCGGAUCUCCCGGGGUCUCCCGUCAGCAACAAUUUUAUGGGAUGCCUCAAGGAUGUGGUCUACAAGAAUAACGACUUCAAACUGGAGUUGUCCCGCUUGGCCAAGGAAGGGGAUCCUAAGAUGAAGAUCAACGGUGACCUGGUCUUCCGUUGCGAGAACGUCGCCGCCCUCGAUCCCGUCACCUUCGAGUCGCCCGAGGCCUACAUUUCCCUGCCCAAGUGGAACACCAAGAAGACCGGCUCCAUCUCCUUUGAUUUCCGGACCACCGAGCCCAACGGGCUUCUCCUCUUCAGCCACGGCCGGCUCCAGCCGCCGAAGGAGAGCCGAUCGGAGCGCGUGCACAAGGCCGAUUAUUUUGCCAUGGAGCUUCUGGACGGCUACCUUUACCUGCUGCUGGACAUGGGCUCGGGGGGCAUCAAAAUGCGGGCCAGCACCAAGAAAGUGAACGACGGGGAGUGGUGCCACGUGGACUUCCAGCGCGACGGGCGCAAGGGUUCCAUCUCGGUCAACAGCCGCAGCACCCCCUUCCUGGCCAGCGGGGAGAGCGAGAUUUUGGACCUGGACAGCGAGAUGUACCUGGGGGGUCUUCCCGAGAACCGCCUGGACCUCAUCCUGCCCCCGGAGGUCUGGACGGCCUUCCUGAACUACGGCUACGUGGGUUGCGUGCGGGACCUCUUCAUCGACGGCAAGAGCCGGGACGUGCGCCGCUUGGCCGAGGUGCAGAGCGUCUCCGGGGUCUCCAGCUUCUGCUCCCGGGAGACCCUCAAGCAAUGCGGCAGCUCCCCCUGCCACAACGGGGGCCUGUGCCGGGAGGGCUGGAACCGCUUCAUCUGCGACUGCCUGGGCACCGGCUACCUGGGCCGGCUGUGUGAGAGAGAGGCCACGGUGCUAAGCUACGACGGGAGCAUGUACAUGAAGAUCAUGCUGCCCACGGUCAUGCACACCGAGGCCGAAGACGUGUCCCUCCGGUUCAUGUCGCAGCGGGCGUACGGCUUCAUGAUGGCCACCACUUCCAAGGAGUCGGCCGACACCCUCCGCCUGGAGCUGGACGGGGGACAGAUGAAGCUCACGGUCAACCUAGACUGUGUCAGGAUAGGCUGUAACCCCAGUAAAGGGCCAGAAACUCUCUUUGCUGGCCACAAACUCAACGACAACGAAUGGCACACCGUCCGGGUGGUCCGGCGUGGGAAGAACCUGCAGCUCUCUGUGGACAACGUCACCGUGGAAGGGCAGAUGGCGGGCGCCCACACCCGCCUGGAGUUCCACAACAUCGAGACGGGCAUCAUGACGGAACGGCGGUUCAUCUCCAUGGUGCCCUCCAACUUCAUUGGCCACCUGAGCAGCCUGAUCUUCAACGGGAUGCCCUACAUGGACCUCUGCAAGAACGGCGACAUCAGCUACUGCGAGCUGAACGCCCGCUUCGGCCUGCGCAGCAUCAUCGCCGACCCGGUCACCUUCAAGAGCAAGGCCAGCUACCUGGCGCUGGCCACGCUGCAGGCCUACGCCUCCAUGCACCUCUUCUUCCAGUUCAAGACCACGGCCACCGACGGGCUCAUCCUCUUCAACAGCGGCAACGGCAACGACUUCAUCGUGGUGGAGCUCGUCAAAGGGUACAUCCACUACGUUUUCGACCUGGGCAACGGGCCAUCGCUGAUGAAGGGGAAUUCGGACAAGCCAGUAAACGACAACCAGUGGCACAACGUCAUUGUGUCCCGCGACACUAACAACGUCCACACGCUGAAGAUCGGCUCGCGCACUGUCACACAGCACUCCAAUGGCGCCCGCAACCUGGACCUCAAAGGGGAGCUGUACAUCGGAGGCUUGAGCAAAAGCAUGUUCAACAACCUGCCCAAACUGGUUGCCUCUCGGGACGGUUUCCAGGGCUGCCUGGCCUCCGUGGACCUCAAUGGCCGACUCCCAGACCUCAUCGCCGACGCCCUGCACCGGAUCGGGCACGUCGAGAGAGGCUGUGACGGCCCCAGCACCACCUGUACGGAGGACUCCUGCUCCAACCAGGGCGUCUGCCUUCAGCAAUGGGACGGCUACACGUGUGACUGUACCAUGACCUCCUACGGCGGCCCGGUGUGCAAUGACCCUGGCACGACGUACAUUUUUGGCAAAGGCGGGGCACUGAUUACCUAUAUUUGGCCCCCGAAUGACCGUCCAAGCACACGGGCUGACCGGCUGGCCGUGGGAUUCAGUACGCACCAGAAGAACGCGAUCCUGGUGCGGGUGGACAGUGCCUCUGGACUCGGCGACUACUUACAGCUGCACAUAGACCAGGGGACUGUGGGAGUCAUUUUCAAUGUGGGCACGGACGACAUCACGAUCGAGGAGAGCAACGCCAUGGUGAACGACGGCAAGUACCACGUGGUCCGUUUCACCCGGAGCGGCGGCAACGCAACGCUGCAAGUGGACAACUGGCCCAUCAACGAACGAUACCCGGCAGGGAACACUGAUAAUGAACGGCUGGCGAUUGCUAGACAAAGAAUACCGUAUCGACUCGGUCGAGUAGUAGAUGAAUGGCUACUCGACAAAGGUCGCCAGCUGACCAUCUUCAACAGCCAGGCCGCCAUCAAGAUCGGGGGCCGCGACCAGGGCCGCCCCUUCCAGGGCCAGGUCUCGGGGCUGUACUACAACGGGCUCAAGGUCCUCUCCUUGGCCGCCGAGAGCGACCCCAACGUGAAGGUGGAGGGCAACCUGCGGCUGGUGGGCGAGGUGCCGUCCGUCAUGACCACCGAGACCACGGCCACCACCUUGCUGGCGGACAUGUCCACCACCAUCAUGGAGACCACCACCACCAUGGCCACCACCACCACGCGGCGUGGCCGUUCUCCCACCAUGCGGGACAGCAUCACUCAGAAUUCAGACGACCUGCUGGUGGCUUCGGCCGAGUGUCCCAGCGACGACGAGGACCUGGAGGAGUGCGAGCCGAGUACCGGAGGUGAAUUAGUCUUGCCCAUAAUAACCGAAGACUCGCUAGACACCCCUCCAAUUGCCACGCGCUCUCCUUUUAUCCCCCUGCCUCCCACCUUUGGUCCCUUCCUAACCGUAAUCGAGACCACCAAAGAUACGAUCUCCCUCCCGGCUCAGCCGAAGCCCCCCUGCCUGGCCGAACAAGACGACAGCGACUGCGAGGAAGGCAUCGAGGCCUCGGGGUACGCCUCCGGGGAGGUCUUCGACUCCAGCCUGCCCCCCACCGACGACGAAGACUUUUACACCACCUUCCCCCUGGUCACCGAUAGGACCCCGAUGGGCCGCCCUGAGGCAGGAGCCGCCAAAAAGCCCCACGGAUACCGCCCCAACCUUAGGACAGGAUUGCCGGCAUCCCCCUCCGGCCCAGACCUCCUGAUCUCCUCCUCCACCACCUCUCCCACCCUGCUCCACCGCAUCCCCGCCGGCAAAAUGAACAACCGUGAGCCCUUCCGGCCCCACCCCGAACACUUCCCCCCUCUGGCCACUUCCUUCGAGCCCGACAAGCUCAACCGGCCCAAGUACCCCGUGAUAACCUCUUCCCCCGAUUUCCACAAUCUGCCCACAGCUAACCCCACCGACCCCGGGGAGAGGGGUCCCCCCGGCGCCGUGGAGGUCAUCCGGGAGUCCAGCAGCACCACCGGCAUGGUGGUGGGCAUCGUGGCGGCCGCCGCCCUUUGCAUCCUCAUCCUCCUCUACGCCAUGUACAAGUACCGCAACCGGGACGAAGGCUCCUACCAGGUGGACCAGAGCCGCAACUACAUCAGCAACUCGGCGCAGAGCAACGGCACGGUGGUCAAGGAGAAGCCGGCCGCGGCCCCCAAAACGGCCAGCAAAAGCAAGAAAAACAAAGACAAGGAAUAUUAUGUCUGA